UGAAAAACUGAUACCCAUCAUCAAAUUGGCAGUUCGAUUUCGAUAUUGGUCAAUCCUCAUUUCAUAACAUUGAUGAUACUUCAGCUCAUGCACAAAAUGGCACGCGCAUUAUUUUCACCUAUGGCGCGGAAGGCCACACUAGCGCUCCAGACUUUGCGAUCACAAUACCAAUGCACAAGGUGGCUGGCGACGCAAGGGGCCAAAGUGCAGAGUCAGCACAGCAUGCCCGCUGCCUACUACCGGGGGGGGCACAUCUCGGGCCAUCAUGGUGCAGCCUAAGCAUCUGCCCGAAGACAGAGCACAAUGGGACAAAGUAUUCCUUGGCGCGAUUGGCAGUCCAGAUCCCUACGGACGUCAACUCGACGGGCUGGGUGGUGGCAUCUCAAGUCUUUCCAAGGUGUGCAUCGUGGGGCCCUCAACCCGGCCCGAGGCAGACGUCAACUACACAUUUGUCUCCAUCGGAAUUCGAGGUGGGAGCAUUGACUAUUCCAGUAACUGCGGCAACAUGUCCGCCGCAGUGGGCCCCUACGCCAUCGACUCCGGCAUAGUCGACAUCGCACCGCGGAAUGAGGAGGGUGGGGAUCUCGUCACAGUCCGUAUUUUCAACACCAAUACUGGGAAGAUCAUUAACUCUACCUUCCCCGUCGUUGAAGGCGAGGCUGCAGCUUCGGGCGAUUUUACCAUUGACGGCGUGGCCGGCACCGCGUCGCGUGUGCAACUCGAUUUCAUCAAGCCAGGUGGCUCGCGAACGGGGAAACUCCUGCCGUCUGGCAAUGUAACCGAUCAGAUUGCUGGCGUUCAGGCAACCCUUAUUGACGCUGGCAACCCGUGUUGUUUCGUCUCUGCGGCUGGCCUGGGCGUGGACGGGGUUCUUAGUUCACAGCAGAUCGACGACAAUGCCUCACUAAAGCAGAAGCUCGAGGAAAUCCGUCGCGAGGCGGCGGUGAAGAUGGGACUGGCUAAUAGCAUUGACGAUGUCCCUGGGAGCGUACCCAAAAUUGGCUUUGUUUCUGCGCCGAAGGACACUUCGGUAGGGAAUGUGGUUGUGAGGGCCAUGUCGGUUGGACAACCACACAAGGCUAUUCCAGUGACUGUAGCGCUGGCCGUCGCAGCUGCGGCAAAUGUGACGGGCAGUACGGUAGCUGAGUGCGUGGUUAAAUCGAGUGAAGAUGGCGAGCCAGGUAUAGACAUCAACCAUGCUAGUGGUAAACUGACCGUGGGGGCUGAGUUUGAUGAAGAAGGGCAUUUACAGUUUGCGACUGUUUUUAGGACAGCCAGGAGGCUGAUGGAAGGCAAAGUUUUCUGGAAAACAUGAUGAAAUAGAC
Molecule: messenger RNA, 1325 nt
Organism: Pseudomassariella vexata
Lineage: Eukaryota; Fungi; Ascomycota; Sordariomycetes; Amphisphaeriales; Pseudomassariaceae
Product: DUF453 domain-containing protein
Exons: 1
Coding region: 266-1315 (349 amino acids)
Source: RefSeq, a predicted model, not a curated record